AUGUACCCCAUCCGGCAGCUUCCCGACGGGUCCUACAGCGUCCUGCCGGACCACAGCAUCGGCGCCACGCCCGCCAAGAUGCGGGCCGGCGCCGGCAAGGGCGCGGGCGCGGGCGCAGACCCGUCGCUCCUUGGGACGCUCGCCGAGGCGGUCGCGGCGGCCGAGGGCGACGGCGCGCGCGUUAGCAGGGCGGGCGGGCGCGGGAGCGGGGGCGGCACGGUCGGCGGGGCGCAGCGGGGGGCUGGGGCUGGCGGCCAGGCGGCGGAGGCUGAGUCACUGUCGGCAUGA
Molecule: messenger RNA, 288 nt
Organism: Monoraphidium neglectum
Lineage: Eukaryota; Viridiplantae; Chlorophyta; Chlorophyceae; Sphaeropleales; Selenastraceae
Exons: 1
Coding region: 1-288 (95 amino acids)
Source: RefSeq, a predicted model, not a curated record